Dama dama (fallow deer) is the source of this 4032-nucleotide messenger RNA. It is a transcript of the gene RBM19, whose product is annotated as RNA binding motif protein 19. The coding region runs from base 115 to 2643 and encodes 842 amino acids. Lineage: Eukaryota; Metazoa; Chordata; Mammalia; Artiodactyla; Cervidae. Gene Ontology annotation, molecular function: RNA binding. The record is from RefSeq and is a predicted model, not a curated record. The transcript has 22 exons.
GUGACUUUGUUCCGGUCUGCCAAAGAUGGCGGCGCCCAGAGUGGUAGCGUGAAAGUUGGUGGUGGUAGUCGCUACCUAUUCGUGCUGAAAUCAAAAAAAGUGGGACCGUUAGCCAUGUCGCGACUGAUCGUGAAGAACCUCCCGAAUGGGAUGAAGGAGGAGCGUUUCCGGCAGCUCUUCACCGCCUUCGGCACACUGACGGAUUGCAGCCUCAAGUUCACCAAAGAUGGCAAGUUCCGCAAGUUCGGCUUCAUCGGCUUCAAGUCCGAGGAAGAGGCCCAGACAGCACUGAACCAUUUCAACAAGAGUUUUAUCGACACGUCCCGGAUCACGGUGGAGUUCUGCAAGUCCUUUGGGGACCCGACAAAGCCCCGAGCCUGGAGCAAGCAUGCUCAGAAACCGAGCCAGUCCAAGCCACCCCCAAAAGACAAAGACGCCGUCUCCACGGAAGCUAAGAAAGACGACAAGAAGAAGAAGGUCAUAGGUGAACUGGAGAAGCUGAAAGAAGAUAAUGAGUUCCAGGAGUUCCUGUCAGUUCACCAGAAGCGGACACAGGUGGCCACCUGGGCGAAUGAUGCCCUGGACGCUGAGCCCUCAAAAGGGAAGAGCAAGGCAGACAGUGAUUACCUGAACUUUGACUCCGACUCAGGGCAGGAGAGCGAAGAGGAGGAAGAUGGGGAGAACUCAGAAGAGGGGGAGGAUGGCCUCGAACCCAAGGAACCCAAGGCAGCUGCGCGGAAGGAGCUGUCCGACAUGGAUUAUCUGAAGUCCAAGGUGGUGGCGGCUGAAGCACCAUCCUCGGAAGAGAGCGAAGAUGAAGCCGUGAACUGUGAAGAGGGGAGUGAGGCAGAGGAAGAGGGUUCCUUUGCUGCCCCCGCCCAGCAGGACGGGGGGGCAGCCCCAGCCAAGACCGAGAAACCAGCCAGCCAGAAGGAACCCACCACCCCCCACACUGUGAAACUGCGGGGUGCCCCGUUCAACGUCACAGAGAAAAAUGUCAUGGAAUUCCUGGCACCUCUGAAACCCGUGGCCAUUCGAAUAGUGAGAAAUGCUCAUGGGAACAAAACAGGGUAUGUCUUUGUGGAUUUCAGCAGUGAAGAGGAAGUGAGGAAGGCCCUGAAAUGCAACAGGGAGUACAUGGGCGGACGCUACAUCGAGGUAUUCAGGGAAAGGAGUGUCCCUGCGGCCAAGGCACCCCUGAAGAAUGGCGCCAAACCCUGGCAAGGCCGGACGCUCGGGGAGCACGAAGAGGAGGAGGACCUGGCCGACUCCGGGAGGCUCUUUGUGCGAAACCUGCCCUACACCAGCUCUGAGGAGGACCUGGAGAAGCUCUUCUCUGAAUACGGUCCCCUGUCGGAGCUGCAUUACCCCAUCGACAGCCUGACCAAGAAGCCCAAGGGCUUUGCUUUCGUCACCUUCAUGUUCCCAGAGCACGCCGUGAAGGCCUACGCGGAGGUGGACGGGCAGGUGUUCCAGGGCAGGAUGCUCCACGUGUUACCAUCCACCGUCAAGAAGGAGGCCAGCGAGGACGCCGAUGCCCCAGGAUCAUCGUCCUACAAGAAAAAGAAAGAGUCCAAAGACAAAGCCAACAGCUCCAGCUCUCACAACUGGAACACACUGUUCAUGGGUCCCAAUGCAGUGGCCGACGCCAUCGCCCAGAAGUACAGCGCCACCAAGAGUCAAGUGUUCGACCAUGAGACCAAGGGCAGCGUGGCCGUGCGUGUGGCCCUGGGGGAGACCCAGCUCGUCCAGGAAGUGCGACGUUUCCUCCUCGACAACGGGGUCUGUCUGGACUCCUUCAGCCAGGCUGCCGCCGAGCGAAGCAAGACCGUGAUCCUGGUGAAGAACCUCCCCGCAGGCACCCUGGCGGCUGAGCUGCAGGAGAUCUUUGGCCGCUUCGGCAGCCUGGGCCGUGUGCUCCUGCCAGAGGGCGGCGUCACAGCCAUCGUGGAGUUUCUGGAGCCGCUGGAGGCCCGCAAGGCCUUCCGACACCUAGCCUACUCCAAGUUCCACCACGUCCCCCUUUAUCUGGAGUGGGCUCCGAUGGGCGUCUUUUCCAGUCCAGCCCCCCAGAAAGAAGAACCCCAAGACGCACCAGCGGAACCAGCGGGAACGGACAGGAUGGAGGCAGAAACAGAUGGUGAGACCCCAGAAGGUGAACAGCCGACAGAUGGAGCAGCACACGAUGCUUCAGCAAGGAUGGAAGAGGAGGAGGAGGAAGAGGAGGAGGAGGAGGAAGAGAGCCUUCCCGGGUGCACUCUGUUUAUCAAAAAUCUCAACUUUGACACCACCGAGGAGACGCUGAAGGGAGUGUUUUCCAAAGUGGGUGUGGUGAAGAGCUGCUCCAUUUCCAAGAAGAAGAACAAAGCAGGAGCACUGUUGUCCAUGGGGUUUGGGUUCGUGGAAUACAGGAAGCCAGAGCAGGCCCAGAAAGCUCUCAAGCAGCUCCAGGGUCACGUCGUGGACGGCCACAAGCUGGAAGUGAGGAUCUCGGAACGAGCCACCAAGCCAGCCCUGACAUCGACCCGGAAGAAACAAGUGCCCAGAAAGCAGACAACCUCCAAGAUCCUUGUGCGGAACAUCCCCUUCCAGGCUGACAGCCGCGAGAUCCGAGAACUCUUCAGGUGGAUUCUUUACUGCUGAGCCUCCAGGGAAGUCCGUUCAUCUCUGUAGAAUGGCAGGACUAACAGCUGUUUCCAGUUUGCCAUAAGGACAAGGUCAAUGCUAUUGGUGAAGCGCUUGGCCCUUCUACAGUCCAGAGAAUGCUGUAUCUGGUACCCAGAACUCCCACAGCACACACUGGGAGGGCACUGCUUACUCCCAGCCCUCCUGCUAACUAGCCACAUGCUCUUAGAAGACGUACCUUAUCUUUCUGCUCCUCCCCAAGGAUGCUCAGAAGUGAGGGAGCUUAACAGCACGAAGGUCUCCAGAAAGGUUUUACAUUCUAAAGGAGCAUUUUGUAAGAUCACAGGCCAUGGCCAUGUUUCUCAAACUUGAGAAAUAUAUAAACUGCCCUCCUUUUAAAAGAAAAAUCCUAUGGCCCUUCCCCACAUAGCAAUGAUGCAAAUAUUUUUAUAAUGAUGUUACUCAACUGUGUACAAAUGUAAAACCUAGCAUCAACCGACAACACUUAACAGUUCUCUUAGGAGCAUAUAACCAAACACAUUUUUACAUUAAAUACAAACAGAAUUCAAAAUCAAUAACGUUCAAAUUAACAACAUUUUUUUUCAGUGUGAUGGAUGAUGUUGUUUUGUGGAAACCAAAUUCAGAAUGUGGGUUUUAAUAUUAGGAAGAUAUAGCCGCAGGUCCAGAUCUGUAAUCGGUGUCCCUACUUUUCUGUCAGUCAUACUAAUGCACAGGAUGCUUGUUUGCAUAAGUAAGUAUGGGCAGGAGGGGAAGGAUUUUUUUUGCCAGUGCAGCAUAAUCAGAUCUCUCUUACCAGAAUCUCAGCCAGUCGUCAGACGUCCCUUUUAAGGCAGCGCUGCUCAGUGGUUCUGUAAAGCCAUCUCCAUUACUUAAGAAUAAAAGUUAGCAUUAUAGUGUCACUGAAAAUAUCAGUGAAUAGGACAACCAGUUUCUUGUCAACUUGAGGACAGAGAAGUGUCCUUCCGGCUGAUCGUUCUCUUGUUGCAAGUUGGGCAUGUAAAGAUAAGUUCAGCACGAAACAGCGUCUGCUCUUACCCAAGUGCUGUCUACCCUGGUACAGGUCUUUUGAGGUUAGCAUUCUUGUACCAGGACUCUCCAUUAGCACCGUUGCAAUGCACACAUGUAUGCAUAUAUUAAAAAUUACAGAGUGGGGUGGAUUGGGAGGUUGGGAUUGACAUAGAUACAUACGUAUGAAAUGGAUGACUGCUGAGAACCUGCCGUACAGCACAGGGAACUCUGCUCCACGCUGGGUGGUGACCGAGAUGGGAAGGAAAUCCAAGGAAGAGGGGAUAUGUGUAAACAUCACUGGUUCACUUUGCUGUACAGCGGAGAUGAACAGAACAUUGUAAAGCAACUGUGCCCCAAUAAAAAUUAAUUCAAAACAAA